AUGCUGCAGCCUGAGGGUCCCCGAGCCUUGGAGGAGGGGGCAGCCCCCACAGCCCCUCGGAAUGACUGCAUCAUCUGCUACUCCACCUACGACCUCUCUGCACACCUACCUCGCCGCCUCUACUGCGGCCACACCUUCUGCCAGGCAUGUGUGCGGCGCCUGGACACAGCAGCUCAUGAGCAGCACUGGAUCCCCUGCCCACAGUGCCGCCAGAGCACCCCUACGCCUCGUGGCGGAGUGGCCAUGCUAGAUUUGGACCUGGCUGCCUUCUUGGCAGUUAAGGCUGAGAGAGAGCCAUUGAGAGUGGAACCCCAGUCCCCUGCCCCUCUCAAAGGCAGCACCACUAUUAUUACCCAGCAGCCAACUGGACUCUAUCCCACUUUGGGCCCCCAGCCCCGCUUCCCUCAGUCCGGAUGCUGCUGCUGGGGCAGCCUAUGCUGGUACCCACCUGGCAACCCUGAGGUCUAA
Molecule: messenger RNA, 468 nt
Organism: Jaculus jaculus (lesser Egyptian jerboa)
Lineage: Eukaryota; Metazoa; Chordata; Mammalia; Rodentia; Dipodidae
Gene: Rnf224
Product: ring finger protein 224
Exons: 1
Coding region: 1-468 (155 amino acids)
Source: RefSeq, a predicted model, not a curated record